CCCCAGCAGAGAUAAAUUAUAUUAUGCUAAGCCUUGGUAGACAAGGCGGGCUCAUUUGAAUCGCCAUGAAGAGAAAGGCAGAAAAACAGCAAGGCGCAGCUCCAGUCAGUGCGUUCGCAGCGCGUAGGGCUCGACAGCAGGAGAGAGCAGAUAAUGCUGUAGUGACACCUCCGCGGCCUGUGGAGGCUGAGCCUGCUCGGGAACCGCCAUCGAAGAAAGCUCGUCGGGCAGUUACGAAAGAGGAAGCAGCAGAGACUGCCGGGGAGGAUGUCAAGCUUCAGAUAAGCCGAGUGAGCAAGAAGCCGGCGACACGGGCGAGUGACCGUGUCAUUGCAAAGAAGGGCCUUCAGUUCGCAGACGUGAAAAGUCGGGGGGUUAAGUCUAUACCAGUUACAGCCGCUGCGGAUCCAGUCAGUUCGAGCGACGAGUCGUCUGAGGAGCAAGAUGGCACCGUUGAAGACAGCGGUUCCGUUGAAGCAGAUGCGCUAUUAGGUGACACAGAAGGAUAUGAGUCUCCGUCUAAGCCUGCAGAAGUUCAGAACUUCCCACUUUCCAAAGCUCCACUGAACAAAAGUUCGGUGGUCUACAGCGGUCCCGACACUGUCUGCAUUCGUAUAAAAGAAAAGAUGAACCUUGCGUUGCUUGGACAGUACGAUCUGUGGGUCAAGCGAGGUGUCGUCAGUAUAAUGGGUGCCAAGCUACAUCCUUCUCCUCGAGUAUAUCGGGUCUAUGCCCCGUCGACACACUCCCUGCCAAUCAUCAAAUGUGUGUCUGGGGUUGAUGGUGAGGCCGAAGUUGAGAUCAAGUCUUGCCAGAGCGGGCUUUAUCGACUGAAGGACCUGUCCACCGUGUACCAGCGAAUAUGGAACAAGGAUGCCACCGUCGCAGACAAUCUUACACUGAAGGGACAUUCAGGGAGCUUCCGUCGAAGCUUUUCUAUUCUUCACACAUCUGCGGACGAUUCUUUGAAGAGACAUCUUCGACCUCUGCAUCUUGAAAAGAAAUGGAGCACGAGUAUCAAGGCUCUGUCCCAACGAGGCGGCGAUCUGAAAGCACUCGUCUGCGGACCCAAGGCCUCUGGGAAAUCUACUUUCAGCCGUUAUCUUCUCAAUCAUCUGCUCAGCCCCGCUCCGCAGACAGAGACCGGACACAGCAAUACCGAUGGUGUCGCGUUCCUCGACUUGGACCCUGGGCAACCGGAAUUUGCGCCAAUGGGCCAAAUCUACCUGGCGCACCUGCGAUCACCCUUCUUCGGCCCUCCCUUUACGCAUCCAUCCUUGCAUAAUACACAAGACGGCAAGAUCCUUCGCAGUCACUAUAUCGGAGCAACCUCGCCAAAAGAGGACCCAGAUCACUAUGUUCUUGCAGCAAUGGACCUAAUGGAGCAAUAUCGGUCUUUACUCGCCACGCAUCCUCAGUGCCCGCUCAUCAUCAACUACCCCGGAUGGAUCUUUGGGCAGGGACUUGAGGUUGCGACCUGGCUGAUCCGAUCCCUGGGGCUUUCGGAUGUCGUAUACAUGAGCGAGAAAGGGCCUGCGGAGGUUGUGGAACCGCUGCGACAAGCCGCCCGGGACGCCUCGACUUCUCUCACUACACUACCAUCCCAGCCGACGGACUACGUGAGCCGUUCCAGCGCUCAACUGCGGGCGAUGCAGAUCCAGUCGUACUUUCACCAGUCGCACCCUGUAAAGCUACAAAACCCGGUCUGGCAGGCGACCUCGAUGUCUCGCACCCGGCCCGUGCGUGUUGACUACGCGGGGCCACGACCGGGCAUCCUCGGCGUCAUGGUCAUGGGCUCUCGGAUCGACGCAACCUUGCUGCAUGAGCUAGUCGAGGGGUCGAUUGUUGGGGUUGUUGCAGUCGAAUCCAGCACCGCACUCGUGGGCGAGGAGGCUCAAGAGGCCCAUCUUGACCCGGACGAUGUCCACAUGGAUGAUUGCGACGCCGACAACGACGAGGAUUCACCUUGCAUGACUACAAACCCCCCUACUUUGGAGUCCCAUACCAUCCGCGCCUCUCCCAAUAGCGUCCCUUAUAUCUUCUCUGGGUCUGGAAGCUGCAAUCCGCUGGACCCGCGCGCGUCUCGCUGUCUCGGUCUCGCAUAUGUACGCUCCAUCGACCGUAACCGUCGUCAGAUGGAGCUGAUCACCCCGAUCCCGCCCUCGACGAUCCGCGACGCCCUCGAACACGGUGCCACCGGCAUCGUGCUUGUGUGCGGACAGUUGGACAGUCCCAGCUGGGCCGUGAGCGAGGAGUACCAUUCCGCACGGGCCGCCGAGAAGCGGUUCCAGCGGAGUCUGAACAGUAUAAAGAACAAGGGUCGGAAAGGAAAUUCGGCUGCUGCUGCUGCUGCUGCUGCUGCUACUGCUAGAGUGGGGGGGAAACCCGAUCCUGUGGCCGUCACGGCGCUUCGAGAACGGGUCCGCCAUGCAAGCCAUGGGCCUUGGAUGACUGUCGUCGAGGACACGAGGACUGCUGGACGGGAGCAGGCGUUGUGGAAGCUACGAAAGCUUGCAUAUGUAGAUAGCGAGAGCGAGACAUAGUACUAUAUACUCCGUACUACAAGUACGAUU
Messenger RNA from Penicilliopsis zonata CBS 506.65, 2573 nucleotides. RefSeq lists its product as hypothetical. Gene Ontology annotation, cellular component: nucleus. The record is from RefSeq and is a predicted model, not a curated record. Gene Ontology annotation, molecular function: polynucleotide 5'-hydroxyl-kinase activity. Lineage: Eukaryota; Fungi; Ascomycota; Eurotiomycetes; Eurotiales; Aspergillaceae. Bases 66 to 2543 code for a protein of 825 amino acids. The transcript has 5 exons. Gene Ontology annotation, biological process: cleavage in ITS2 between 5.8S rRNA and LSU-rRNA of tricistronic rRNA transcript (SSU-rRNA, 5.8S rRNA, LSU-rRNA).